GGACACAAAUGAUCUAUGGAAGAUGGUAAAAGAAAUUUUUAAAAAAAAGAAUUAUGACCAGAUUUAAAUAUUAGAAAUUCAUUUGUAAUAAACAUUUUAACUGACCUAUAAUUUCACUGAUUUUUAUCAAUAAUCAUUUCAACCAAUAAUGAUAGAAGAUUGAAUUCGAUGUAUUUCAUAUUCAUAAUACACUAGAUAUAACAUUAAAAGAAGAAUAUAGAGAUAAUUAGUAAUGUUGAAAUUAAUUAGAAUAUUUUGUUCUUAAAUAAUAAUUAUACUAAUAUUAAAACAUUGUCCACUUACAAAUAAUCAUGUCAAACAAUACUAAUAUCACCACAACUGAUACUGUUGAUAAUAGUAAUAAUACUACUAGUAGUAGUAGUAGUAAUGAGAUGAAAUUAGAUAAACCUAUGCAAACAACUGCAUCUAUAGAUGAAUUAAUUUAUGGAUUAUAUCAUAUUACAAUGGAGAUAUCACCUACUUGUCGUCAAGCAGCUACAUUAUUUUUAUCAGGAUUUUUUGUUGUUGGAGUACUUUUAAUUAUACCAGCAUUAAUGCAAACAGCUGCUGCAUAUGUAUGGGCAGCACAAAUACGUCGUGAAUCUGUGACACCAACACAAUUACAACAAUGUAAAAAAAAUCAAUCUAUAUCAAAAAAUAAUAAUAAUAAAAUUCAAAAACAAAUUAAAAAGCAUAGAUUACCAAAACAAGAUCGUACAUUAUUUCUAUAUCGUAUAUUAGCUUGUACGGCAUCACUUCUUGUUCUUAUCUUUUCUACAUUACCCCAAUUAGUUAUUGUUGUUGCUAAGCCACAAAUAGCUGAUAGUAUAGAUAAACGUUGGGGUUGGUGUCAUGCAUUUGUAUAUGCUGAUCAUGUGACAAGAUGUUUUGCAAGUUAUUUAAUUGUAAUACCAUUUUUUUUAUUAUUUUGGAAUUUUUUAUUUAGUGAAAUAUUACCACAUCAUCAUUUCAUUAUGCGUAAUGUAUUUGGAGUUAUUUUAAAAUCAUCAAUUAUUAUAGCCUUAUUUUCUUUAUGUAUACCAAUACCAAUUGUAGUAAGACAAUAUGAGAAAAUGUGUACAUCUAAUAAAAUAUGUUUAUGUGGACCAACAAUGCAUGGGAUUGCAACAUUUAUAUAUUAUGAUUUUGUUGCCACUCGUAUUAUUCCAGCUAUAUUUGUUAUAUUUAUAAGUAUUGGAUUUUUACGUUGGUUACCUAGAGAAGAUUAUGGUGUAUUUUAUGAACCAGCAAUAUUUUUAGCUUUUAUGAUACCUCAUGUAUUAUGUGAAGUUAUUAUACAUAUAUUUCAUCGUGCUCAUAUAAUCAAUAAAUUAAUUAAUGUGAAUUUUAGUAAUUUUAUGCUUUUAUCUUAUGCAUUAUAUCAUAUGUCAUUUAGUUGUACAUUUGUAUUGGCUACAUUACGUUCAAUGUUAAGUGAAAUACAAGAAGAACGACGUAAACGAAGUAUGCUUUUAUAUGAUGAAACUAUUGAUACAUCGAAACAACCAUCAUCUAGUCGAAAUAAAACUACUAUACGUAUAGCUGAUAAUAAUAAUAAUAAUAAAACUAAUCAAAUGCACGGAACUAAACGUCGUACAAAUUUAAUACAUGGUUUACAAAAACAAUUCUCUGUAGCUUAUCGUUGGAAACCAGAUUUUACUGAUGAAGAAACUGGUUUUAUUUCUGGACAAAUAGAUGAAUUAUCUAUGGAACAAUCAACAAAUCAAAAUAUUUCUAAUAUAAAUGAAAAUGAAUCUAAUUUAUCAGAUAUACAAAAUGAAAUAAAUGAAAAGUGUACAGAUGAUGCAAUGUUACAUUAUGCUAUAUUACAAAGAUCAGCUAGUUUAAAAAGAAAAGAACAAGAACAACGUAUAAAACCACAAGCACAUACAUCAUAUAGUAUUAUACGAAAAUUAAAUUCACAACAAUGUCAACCAUUACAACAACAACAACAACAACAACAACAACGUGCCAUAUUGUAUCCUAUUAAUAACCAAUUGAGUUAAUGAAUUAACAUUUCUUAUACAAGAUUCCUAUUUAUCAAUAUGAUAGACUCCAUCGUGACAGAAAUCAAUACUCAUUUUGAAAUAUAUAUAUACAUAUGUUGAUAUUUCUUUUAGGAUUUAAUGUCAUAAUAUCAUUUACCCUUCAAUAUUGAUUUAGUUUAACCUUACGGUGAAAUUUGUAAUAUUGAUUGAAGUUGUUCAUGUUAUUUCCGAUUUGAAUCAUUUGCCAACUUCAUUGUUACAUCAUAAAUUGUUGGAACUACACUGAAUGUAACUAGAAUUCAUUUUGAAAUAUAUCCAGUAAAAUCUAUACAUUGUAUAUAAAUUACCAUUAUUCAAACAUUUCAAAUACUAUUAGUUCUGUGUAUUAAAAUGAUUAUAAACAAAAUAUGAAAAAAUAAUGACUUAAUGUCUGUUAUGAAUUAUCCUAUUAGCUUGGUAGUUUAAUAAAAGUUAUAUUGGGUCUCAUAAAACAUUGACUUGUAAGAACCUGACAUGUUCACAUAACUAGG
This is a messenger RNA of Schistosoma margrebowiei, 2518 nucleotides long. The record is from the annotation of a GenBank genome assembly. Lineage: Eukaryota; Metazoa; Platyhelminthes; Trematoda; Strigeidida; Schistosomatidae.